Molecule: messenger RNA, 786 nt
Organism: Funneliformis geosporum
Lineage: Eukaryota; Fungi; Glomeromycota; Glomeromycetes; Glomerales; Glomeraceae
Source: the annotation of a GenBank genome assembly
AUGAAUUUUUAUAAGAUUACCCCAAUAAAAGAUUGGACGUGUCUCAACAUAGUGGAAUAUUAUAACAAAGAAUAUGGAAAGCUAGAACUGUCAAAAGUUCUGGACGACGUAAAAAAAAAUCUUUGUAAGAUAACAAAUGUUAAUUCUGAUUUCGACGUGGCAUGCAGAGUAAAAGCGCAAGAAAUUGUUGAAACUUGGCAGUUCGAUACAAGCCUUUCAUCGGAAGGUGCUGGAACUCUUAGUUUUACAGCGGUAGCCCUAACUCUUGUUAUGGCAAAGCAACAAUUAAAUGCGAUUAAGAACUCGGCAACUCAAGUUGACAUAUUACAAACACAGUUCAAUGAAGAUAGUAACAAACGAUCCCUAGAAAUUCAAGAUGAUGAAGAAAUGCCAGUAAAGAAGAACAAAUUUGAGGCUAAAGCGGAAGUUAAACAUUCUAGUGAAAAUCUCUUACAUGGUAAUAACGACCAACACACAUCACUAUCGCAAACAUCAACCUUGGCCGAAGAUACUUCAGUGGAAGGAAUUAAAAAGAAAGACACUGAGAAACUAAUUGAAUUUUUACAAAAACAAAACCUGUUUUUAAAAGAAAAACAUUUCGAGAUUCUGCGCAAACGAGAAAUUGUUGGUUGUGACUUUGUCAAGAUGAAUAAACAAGACUUCAAGGAAUGUGGGCUAGAAUUAGGACCGGCAAUGAGACUCGCGGAUCUUGCCAAUAAGCUUAAUGAUCAGAGUGAAAAUUUUACUAAGAAAUUUACAGAACUGGUUCCGCAAGGAACUCAGUGA